AGCAUUCAGAUUCCUGCUGCUACCUCCUGGGACAGAGCCCUAAGGAACCUUAAGGAGGUUCUGAGCUGCCCCUACCCCAUCUGGACUCACAGAGUCCUUCUGGGUGCUGAGAGGAGCUUGGGGGCUGGCCCGACAGCACUGGUUCCAUCUGCCUCCUCUGGCCUGUCUUCACAGCCUCCUCCCUGCACUAAAGCCCAGGGCUGCAGAGCGGCCUCUCCUUGGACCUGCACUGAGCCCUUGAGGGACUGGAAGAGACUAUUGGGACCAUGGUUGGACUAAAGCCUUCAGAGAUGCCUCCCACAACAGCUGUGAAGUUCCUGGGGGCGGGCACAGCGGCCUGUUUUGCUGACCUCCUCACCUUUCCACUGGACACAGCCAAGGUCCGCCUGCAGAUCCAGGGGGAGAACCAAGUGGCCCAGAGCGUCCAGUACCGUGGUGUGCUGGGCACCAUCCUGACCAUGGUGCGCACCGAGGGUCCCCGCAGCCUCUACAAUGGGCUAGUCGCUGGCCUGCAGCGCCAGAUGAGCUUCGCCUCCAUCCGCAUCGGCCUCUACGACUCUGUCAAGCAGUUCUACACCCCCAAAGGAUCAGACCAUGCCAGCAUCACCACCCGGAUUUUGGCAGGCUGCACCACGGGGGCCAUGGCGGUAACCUGUGCCCAGCCCACAGAUGUGGUGAAGGUCCGAUUUCAGGCCAACAUGCACAUUGGGAAUUACAGCGGGACAAUGGAUGCUUACAGGACCAUCGCCAGGAAGGAAGGGGUCAGAGGCCUGUGGAAAGGAACUUUUCCCAACAUCACGAGGAAUGCCAUUGUCAACUGUGCUGAGAUGGUGACCUAUGACAUCAUCAAGGAGAAACUGCUGGACUCUCACCUGCUCACAGACAACUUCCCCUGCCACUUUGUCUCUGCCUUUGGAGCCGGCUUCUGUGCCACAGUGGUGGCCUCCCCAGUGGACGUGGUGAAGACCCGGUAUAUGAAGGCCUUCCCAGGCCAGUACCGCAGCCCCCUGGACUGUAUGCUGAAGAUGGUGGCCCGGGAGGGUCCCUCAGCCUUCUAUAAGGGAUUUACACCCUCCUUUCUGCGACUGGGAAUCUGGAACGUGCUGAUGUUCGUAACCUACGAGCAGCUGAAACGGGCCUUGAUGAAAGUCCAGGUGCUACGAGAAUCUCCAUUUUGAAUAGGUCAGGCCACUUGGGACAUAACUGGAACAAAGCCAGUUAUGAAUGGAAUAAACAGUGGGUCCACACGCACAGGGACACAGAUCCACACAUGUUUACAGAACUGUUUACUUGCUGCUGACUCAAGAAACAGGAGAAGAGGAGGAAGGAGUCUGGUCUUCAGUGCAUUGUUUAAAGAACUAUUUGUUUUGCACUGACAAGAUGAAAAAUAAAUUAUAUUAAUUUUUGAAACCCAUUAAGUUGGAUGCCUAACAUUUAGGCAAAAGAAAAUAAACCAAACCAGAUCCAUUUGGAUAAAAAUGGAAGAUUGUCAACUGAAAGAUCUGAUUAGACAAUGAAAGAAAAGACGGGCAAGCACUGGCCGGGGGUGGCACGUGAUAACUUGGCAAUCGGCUAAGGGGGCUAGUGGGACACAGCAACACAGCACAAAGCUGUGACUGCAGCCCCUGAGCAACCAUGGACCACCAGCCACCCGUGUGACGUGUCUGCUGGGUAGAAUCCAUUGGAAUUCCAGGAAAUGUGAGAAAAAGAAAACCUGGAAUUUGUGCCAAAGGAGCAUUGCUGGGCCAGUGUGAGGCUGAGACUCAUAAUUAGUCCCUGACGACACUGGAGAAUCCAGAGGGCAGCCUCAGUCUCCUUUCCUAUCAAAUGGAAGUACAAACCCCAUCCCUGCUACUUCUCCAGGGUAUCGUGAGGAUCAAGUGGAAAGCUGGACACAAAAGCACUUUAUAAAAGCAAAAAUUCUGUACAAAUGUAAAAAUAAGGACAUGGUCUUGGGAAAUGUUUUAUCAGGACAGUGAGGAAAUACCAGGGAAGUUUUUGAAAGAUGGUUGACUGGAGCUGCAGCCAAAGGAACCAGAGACUCAUGGGCCAGGAGGGACAGAGGAUGACAUGUGGCCACGGGACCCCCACUCCCAUGCAGCCACCAUUCCCUGACUGGACUGGGAGGCACCUUGAAGAGUGUGGGGCUUGGGGGAAAAGAGGUAAAUGAUGGAGUUGAGAGCCUAAAGUAGCAGGACUCAAGAAUUUUUGGAAAAUUAGUAUGACUUAAUAAAGGAAUUCACACACCUAGGUGUUGGAAUGAGAACAGCCACUUUUCUGCCUUCUCUUUCUUGGACAGAAUCUCCCUUUUCACUUCGGACUUCCUGUUUGUAAGGGUUGGGCCACAUCCGGCCCCACCUGCCCACACUGCCUGCUGCCCUCUCCCGCAGGCUGGCUGCUCUGCCUUUUCCGGCUUCAGCUUCUCCAUCUGUAAAAGGCGGGGUUGAACCAGAUGACCUCCUUCUGAAUUUAAGACUAGAAUUUAAGACUGAAUUUAAGACUAGGUUGAUAUUGGGGAACCAGAAUGCCUGUCAUUUUCUGCUUCUUAGCAGCCUGUGUGGCUUUGAUGACAGAACUGAGUUCAAAUCUCACCCAUCCACACCUCACUUGCAGCCUAACCACCAGGAAUCCUGGCACCUGUGUCCUACCAGAGACGUGGUAACAAUCCCCACCUCACAGGAAUGUUCAGCAAAGUCAUCCCUCCUUCUCCAAACUGACUCCUCCUUACCCGGGGAAAAAGUGAAUAUUCACUUACACUCAGCACUUUCCUAAAUUUAAAUUAUAAUUUGAGAUCAUCUAUAUAUACAAUCUGGAAAAUCCAAACAAAAGCAAAAAAAUAAAAAUGAUCAAUUUAGUGUCUAGUUUGGCUUUCAAAUAAAAUUCAUGUUUAA
This is a messenger RNA of Molossus molossus (Pallas's mastiff bat), 2891 nucleotides long. It is a transcript of the gene UCP3, whose product is annotated as uncoupling protein 3. Gene Ontology annotation, biological process: mitochondrial transport; adaptive thermogenesis; response to cold. Bases 267 to 1178 code for a protein of 303 amino acids. Lineage: Eukaryota; Metazoa; Chordata; Mammalia; Chiroptera; Molossidae. The record is from RefSeq and is a predicted model, not a curated record. Gene Ontology annotation, cellular component: mitochondrial membrane. Gene Ontology annotation, molecular function: oxidative phosphorylation uncoupler activity. The transcript has 7 exons.